AUGACUUCAUCUAAUUCUAGCGAGGACUUGUUUCCUGCUCUGGAGUCGCUCUCCAGGUUAAUCGUGCCCCAUAUCAAGACUGCGAUAUUCGUCGCACUUGUUCUAAACCAAUUCACUAUUUUUCCAGACCUUAAUGUUAUUCUUUCACAAAUAUCGAGCCCAUUGAUUCUUAUCGUCGCCCUGUAUUUCGGUGGCAUUUGGACCCUUCCUAAUGGCCAAGACAGUACCAGCACCCUUUCUUGGAAGUUAUUGCUAGGACCCUUUUUUGACUUCAAGACGAUCUCCAGUCGGGUCGGGACAUACUUCAAAGUGGGCUCAUUGAUGUCUUUGGCUUACUACCUGACCCUCUACUACGACCUGCCUCUUCCCUUCCAACCAUGGGUUCAAUACAUGUUCGUCGGCAUCGCUGCCGCCGUGUCAGCCGCUGCAUACCUCUUUGCUCCCAUCAGCAAGAUUUAUGGACCUCUUCGCUUCUGCUACCUUGAACAUGCCCAGACAUACUGGCUCGUCGUCAACUGGUGGUCGCUAACAGCUGUCGUGCCCUUCUUCUCUCCAACUCUACUUCCAAUCUUUGGCUUCUGCCUCAUCAGUGUGACUGUUGGUACUUGGGUCCACAUCUACUUUGCAUACCGCGAGAAAGUCCGUACCAUCGCUUGGACCGUUUCCGAGAAUGCAGCCCGAGCAAAGGCUGCUGCUGAAGAGGCCCGAGACUUUGGUGCCAUGGCGAAAAAGUAUGAGGAGCAAAUGGUUAAUGCUGCAGCUGAGGCACGACGCGAUGCUGUUCUGUCGAACUCGGUUAGACUGACUGACUUCUUCGAUUGCGCAUCUCGUGCCUGGUCUGCUCUCGCUGAAGCUACGGCCCCAGCUGAAGAUGCAGUCACUCAGGCCCAAAGGGUCAUAGCGUCAGCUAUCAUCUGUGAAGAAACAGAAAAAGUCGAUGACAAGCAGAAAGCUGAAAAUGAGCGAUUAGCCACAUACUUCAGACAAUCUGCCGAAACUGCUCAUGAGCGCGCAAGAGAAACAGUCGCGCUCCUCCGCGCAGCCCAAGCUUCCGUCCGAGGUUCAGAGAAUGCAGCACGACAAGAUGAAGUCUCCCGUCGCCAUGCAGAGCAUACAGCUGAGAAUGCUUCUAACGCAGCCAAGUCUGUUAGUGACACAGUUGCAGCGAUUCAAGAUGCUGAGCGCAGAGCGGCAUGGGCUGGCGGUGCAGCUGCGAGAAGGGCUGAAGAGGCUGUGACUAUGGCGACGAAUGGUGAGAUUGAAGAGGCAAAGAAAGCGGUUGCUGCGUCUGAAUCAGCUUUUCAAGCUGCUGAGGAGUCGGCCAAGAUUGUUCGGGAGGGAAUGGAGGCUGCGCAGCGGGGGUUGCAAGAGUGGUUGCAAAGCAGUAGGCAUGGGGUUUAA
This is a messenger RNA of Fusarium redolens, 1401 nucleotides long. RefSeq lists its product as uncharacterized. NCBI's taxonomy places the organism in Eukaryota, Fungi, Ascomycota, Sordariomycetes, Hypocreales, Nectriaceae. The transcript has 2 exons. The record is from RefSeq and is a predicted model, not a curated record. The coding region runs from base 1 to 1401 and encodes 466 amino acids.